Messenger RNA from Ornithodoros turicata, 2446 nucleotides. RefSeq names its product ATP-binding cassette sub-family F member 1-like. The record is from RefSeq and is a predicted model, not a curated record. Lineage: Eukaryota; Metazoa; Arthropoda; Arachnida; Ixodida; Argasidae. Gene Ontology annotation, molecular function: ATP hydrolysis activity; ATP binding. The transcript is spliced from 18 exons. The coding region runs from base 123 to 2234 and encodes 703 amino acids.
UAACACUGUGCACAACGUGCGCCGUCAGCCGCAUUGUCGUCUGGCAAGUGCCUUUCCGUGCGAUUUGUAUUGAAAUUCCUGAUAUAGUGCAGUUUUCCAAAGGUAUUACCGUCGCUUACGAUAUGGCUCCGAAGAAGAACAAGGGAAAAGUUAGUAAGAAAGAGCCGCCAAAGCCAGUGGAAGAUGAUCUAGAGAAAGAUCUCGACGACUUGGACUUGCAAGACGACGGUGACUGCGAGUCACCAAGGCCUGCUAAAAACAAAUUUACCGCACUGGCAAGUGACAGCGAAGAUGAAGAUAGCGAUGGAAGUGAAGAGCAGGAUACGAAAAGCAAGGGUGACAACAAGACCAAAACGGGAAAGAAUGCCAAAACGAAGACUGACAGUGACUCAAAAGACACCGAUCGAGCGGAAGGAAAAAAGCUAACACAUAGGGAGAAGAAACUGAUGAAGAAACAGUCUGAAUUUCAGAAACAGCUCGAAAGCCUGAACAAAGGAAAGACAAGUGAAGAUGGCGGACAGUUUACAGUUUCUCAAGCCGACAAGUCAGCUGCGCAGCAAUUGCAGCUGGAAAAUGCAGUAGAUAUAAAGGUUGAGAAUUUUUCUAUAUCCGCUAGAGGAAAGGAUCUGUUUGUUAAUGCCAGUCUCACCAUCACAGCUGGAAGGCGUUAUGGUCUUGUUGGACCAAAUGGGCACGGUAAAACCACUUUGCUAAAGCACAUAGCAAACCGGUCACUAAACAUUCCACCGAACAUAGAUGUCCUACUUUGCGAGCAAGAGGUCGUUGCUGAUGAGACCCCGGCAAUUGACGUGGUGCUUAAAGCUGACGUGAAGCGGACAAAGCUCAUCGAAGAACAGAAGAAACUAGAAGAAGAUGCUGCAAUUGGAAACCUAAAGAACCAUGAACGCCUCACAGAGGUAUACGAAGAACUACAGGUUAUUGGUGCUGAUGCAGCCGAGGCACGAGCUCGCCGUAUUUUAGCUGGUUUGGGAUUCACCCGUGAGAUGCAAGACAGACCCACCAACCACUUUUCUGGAGGAUGGAGAAUGAGAGUCUCUCUUGCCAGGGCGCUGUUUAUGGAACCGACAUUGUUGUUGUUGGAUGAACCGACAAAUCACUUGGAUUUGAAUGCUGUCAUUUGGCUAGAUAAUUACCUGCAAGUGUGGAAGAAAACACUACUGGUUGUGUCGCACGACCAGAGCUUCCUCGACAACGUGUGCACCGAUGUUGUCCACUUAGAUAAUCAGAAACUUUAUUAUUACAAAGGAAAUUUCAGUCAGUUCAAAAAGAUGUAUGUACAGCGUAGAAAAGAGCUGAUAAAAGAGUAUGAGAAGCAGGAGAAGAAGCUGAAGCAGAUGAAAGCCUCGGGCAUGUCCACAAAAACAGCUACAAAGACCCAGGUUCAGGCGCUGACACGAAAGCAGCAGAAGAACAAGCAAAAACUACAAGGCACCGAAGAGGAGGAAGGCCCAGCUGAGCUCAUUCAAAAACCAAAGGACUAUAUCGUCAAGUUCAAGUUUCCAAGCCCACCACCAUUGAGCCCACCUAUCUUGGGUGUCUACAAUGUUGAUUUUGGGUAUCCCAAUCGGCCACUGCUGUUCAAGGACCUUGACUUUGGUAUAGAUAUGUCAUCUAGAGUGGCCAUCGUCGGACCCAAUGGAGUUGGAAAAAGUACAUUUUUGAAGCUUCUUUGCGGAGACUUAACACCGCUCAAGGGUGAAGCGAGACGGAAUCACAGAUUGAGGAUUGGCCGAUUUGACCAGCACUCGGGAGAACAGCUAAAUCCUGACGAAAGCCCCGUCGAAUAUCUACAACGACUGUUCAACCUAAACUACCAAGAUGCCCGUAAACAGCUGGGAAGUUUUGGUCUCGUGAGCCAUGCCCAUACAAUCAAGAAUCAUGACCUCUCGGGAGGCCAAAAAGCAAGGGUGGCCCUUGCUGAGCUCUGCCUUAGAGCCCCAGAUGUGUUAAUUCUGGAUGAACCAACAAACAACCUUGACAUAGAAUCCAUCGACGCGUUGGCUGACGCUAUUAGAGAUUUCGAGGGUGGUGUGAUUAUUGUGAGCCACGAUGAAAGACUCAUACGAGAGACAAACUGUCAGUUGUGGGUCGUUGAGCAUAAGGGAAUAGAAGAGAUUGACGGAGACUUUGAAGACUACAGGAAAGAACUGCUAGAGUCGCUCGGAGAAGUUGUGAACAACCCAAGUGUUGCAGCUCGUCAAGCUAUGGACUAACGGUACAAAGUUGUACUAGCUGCAUAACAAAAUUUUUUACAAUCACAUUUCAAGAGGUGAACGGUGCAGUUGUCGUGGAUGAAAGGCACAAGCAUUUGUUGUAUGGGAAACUGGGGAAUAAAUUUGCUAUAGAUUGGCGCUUUGAGGUCACUAGCCACCAAAAGAUAAUAUGUGAAGUCAACUGGUUUUUGGAAAUAAAAUGAUUCACAGUA